AUGGAUUAUUCCUCCUUCAUGUUUCUAUUAGUUUUAAGAGAAGGUCAAUGGAGAGUAAGUGAAGUACUAGAUUCUACUGGUCUAACUACUGAGGCCUAUCAACACAAGUAUCAGUCAUUAUUAAAGAACAGACAAUGGUGGCAAGAUCAGUUUAUAGUAUACCCUACAGACAGAGAAGUAAAACUAAAAAAUUACGUUGAAUCGUUGCAGGAGGAGUUAAGAGUAUUUGAGGGAAACAAGACCUCACUGCAGGAAGCACUCCUUGAGGCUAGUCAGCAAGGUAUAGUCCUCUACUGUGUGUGUGUGUGUGUGUUUACUAGUUUGAUGAUCUUAAAGGAGAGGAGGAGGAGCAUAGAUCAGAAACUAAACAAUCAACAACCAAUCAAAAAGAGAUUGAGAAACUUAAAGCUAAAGUUGUUGAUAGUGAAACUUAUAUAGCCAUAUUGACAGAGCAGAAAACUUUAACUAAUG
Messenger RNA from Amphimedon queenslandica, 471 nucleotides. RefSeq lists its product as uncharacterized. Bases 1 to 438 code for a protein of 145 amino acids. The transcript has 2 exons. Lineage: Eukaryota; Metazoa; Porifera; Demospongiae; Haplosclerida; Niphatidae. The record is from RefSeq and is a predicted model, not a curated record.